AUGGCACCAACGUACGCUCUCGAGACUGCAAAGCCGUACGCUUUCCGCUUCGACCCCAAGAGGACAGCUCUGGUCAUCAUCGACGUGCAAAAGGACUUUGUCGACCCUGCUGGCUUUGGUUCUAUUCAAUGCGGUUCCGCCGAAAUCUUCGCAACCGUGAGAUCGGUGGUCAGUCGAAUCAAGACUGCACUCGGUGCCUCCAGAUCGCUAGGCCUCCAUGUCGUCCAUACACGUGAAGGACAUGUUCCAGAUCUCUCGGACUUGCCAGCAAGCAAACGCUAUCGCCAGGUGAACAGCCCUUCCGGACAUCACACACUCGGCAUCGGGGACCAAGGGCCGAUGGGUAGGCUGCUGGUAAGAGGCGAGGAAGGGCACGAUAUUGUCAAUGAGCUGGCGCCACUUCCUGGCGAGUGUGUGAUUGACAAGCCCGGCAAAGGGAGCUUCUGGGCGACGGAUUUACAUAGAAAGCUCAUGGCCAGAGGGAUCACGCAUUUGCUUUUCGCCGGCGUUACAACCGAAUGCUGCGUCACGACAACUCUGCGCGAGGCAAACGACCGCGGCUUCGAAUGCUGCAUCCUUUCCGACUGCACCUCUGGCUUCAACGUCAGCUUCGUGCAAACGUCCAUGGACAUGGUUUGCUCAUACGAUGGUCUUUUCGGAUACAUCGGUUCGAGCACCGAGCUGCUAUCGUUACCCAGUUCUGUGUCACGAACGCCACCGACCGCAACUUCCAAAUUACCUGGUGAUCUAGGUCUGGAAAGCCUACGUAACCAGUAUUCGAAGGGAUCAAAUGAACCUGUGCGUCUUGUCAACAUGGUUUACGAUCGAAUAGAGGAAACCUCCGCCACGCACCCAAACGUUUGGAUCCACCUUCGACCACGCGAAAUCGUCAUUGAAGAGGCACUCCGUCUUAAACAAGCCUUCGCAGCAAGACCUCUGCCUCCCCUUUACGGCAUCCCCUUCGCCGUCAAAGACAACUUUGAUGUUGCAAACCUCCCUACGACAGCAGCUUGUCCGGCAUACUCCUAUACUCCUUCACAGUCUGCGCCCUCAGUGACCGCAAUCCUGGAGGCGGGUGGACUGCUGAUUGGCAAGACAAAUAUGGACCAACUGGCCACCGGCCUCAGUGGCUGUCGCUCUCCGUUUGGCUCAACGACGAGCGUCUACGGCAACUCCAAAUUCAUCUCAGGGGGCUCCAGUUCAGGUUCUGCAGUAUGCGUCGCUUCUGGGAUGGUGACGUUCGCUCUCGGGACGGACACAGCUGGCUCUGGCCGCGUUCCUGCUGCACUAAACGGGAUCGUCGGCUACAAGCCAACGAAGGGCACGAUCUCCGCACGCGGCGUGGUCCCGGCAUGCAGAAGCCUCGAUACGGUGUCGGUCUUUGCGACGUGCGUUGCGGAUGCGCGGAGUGUAUGGCAGGUCCUGGAUGUUUACGACCCGGAGGACGCUUAUGCGAAACUCCCUGGUACGCUCCCUCUCAGCGCAAUGGACUAUCGCGGCGUGGAGAACGCAGGAUUCACCUUCACUGUUCCGCCGCCCUCUGCGCUAGAGGCGUGCACCCCGGAGUUUCAAACUCAAUUCUGGCGGUCGGUGCAGAAGCUGGAGGCGUCUGGUGGACGUUUUCUGUCCAUUUCAGACGCCGAUUUUGAGCCCUUCCGCAUCGCAAAUAGUCUCCUCUACAGCGGUACGCUGGUCAACGAACGCAUCGCCUGCAUCGGCGCAGACUUCCUCACGAAGAAUCUCGAUCACCUCCAUCCCACAAUCAGCAAGCUGUUCGGAGCUGUCCUCGCUCGAGAAGCCAAACCGUACGAAGUAUUUUCAGAUCAAAUGACGCAAGCAGAAUGCACGCGUAGAGCUCAAAUGCUCCUCGAAAGGAUCGAUGUCAUGGUCCUACCAGCUGUCCCUUGCCAUCCUACGAUCGAAGCGAUGGACAGAGAUCCCAUCAGUCUGAAUGCCAAGAUGGGCGAAAAUACCCACUUCGCGAACGUGCUGGACCUUUGCACCGUCAAUGUCAACGCAGCAUUCUAUCAAGGAGACGAAGGUACGAUGCCCUUUGGCAUCAGCUUGGUGAGUGGGAUGGGGCGGGAUGGACGGCUGAUGGAUGUGGCAUCGUUUGUUGAGCGUUGCUUUGGUACGGGGGAAGACGUAUAG
Molecule: messenger RNA, 2151 nt
Organism: Saxophila tyrrhenica
Lineage: Eukaryota; Fungi; Ascomycota; Dothideomycetes; Mycosphaerellales; Extremaceae
Exons: 2
Coding region: 1-2151 (716 amino acids)
Molecular function (GO): catalytic activity
Source: RefSeq, a predicted model, not a curated record